Molecule: messenger RNA, 678 nt
Organism: Babesia bigemina
Lineage: Eukaryota; Apicomplexa; Aconoidasida; Piroplasmida; Babesiidae
Exons: 2
Coding region: 1-678 (225 amino acids)
Biological process (GO): translation
Cellular component (GO): ribosome; mitochondrion
Molecular function (GO): structural constituent of ribosome
Source: RefSeq, a predicted model, not a curated record
AUGGGCGACUUCUGCAAAUACAUAACAGUUUUCAAACGCUUUAAAAUUGCUCCCGACAAAUUCACUGUAGAGAGACGCGUAUUAUACCCUAGGGUUACGGACAAGCUAGUGACUGUUAUACUUCUUUGUGACUCACCUUCGCUUGGACGAAAAGGGGCAAUAUUGUCCAUACCACGUGGCCUUGCAAAUUAUCACAUGAUACCACAAGGGAGGGCAGCAUAUGCUAACUGGCAAAAUGUAGAUAUAUUCGCUAAAGCAAAAGAUUUUUGUAUCAACUGUGAAACAGGUAAGGAUGAAUACACUUCAUUAGCAACGGCUUAUCCCGAAUUGGUCUACGAUUUAAUCAGAAACGGGACACCCGAAGACUUAUCUACUGAUUCAGAUCGCAUGGCCAAUCAGGUGUUAACUUUUAAAAUUAACACGCUGUCCAAGGAUCGAAAAAGGGCGCGUGCCCCUUUGUCUCUGUAUAGAAUACUCGACGUUUUUUCUAAAAGGCAUCAAAUAGACCUCUUACCAUGCCAUAUCGUCGGAUUAGUACACCUACAGGGAGCCAAAAUGUGUGAUAAAAGAAUACCGACUACAGGAGAGUACAAUGUGGUAGCGCGAUUGCCUCUGAUAGCUCUGCAUGCGAAUGCAGUUGCAUUUACACUUAAUCUGGCCCAUUUAGAUGACCAGUGA